AUGUAUAUUGGUGCUGUUAAUUUGCAACAAGGCAGUUGCCAUGGUCCUGUGGGCGACGUAGCAGUGGGCUAUGUAAAACGUCGUCGUAUAGGUAAUACAGAAAAGUUCACAACGAUUGUUUCCUAUGCUUACGGUACUAAAGCAAUCAAAGCCGAUGCCAACGACUGUAUGCUAAGAAUCUUAACGAAUCCAACUGGUUUAAAACUACUUUGGCAACCUGGUAAAGAAGGGCAGGUGCCAAAAAAUGCCGUUGGGUAUUCAUAUCUCGAUGAUGAAACUUCACGUGUAGUUCAUAUUGCACGUACAACCGAUAGUAAAAUUAUUGGUAAAAUGCAUCCACAUCAACGAUGUUUAUAUUUUCCAAAUUUUGAAAAAAAUAUCGAAGAAAAAAGAAGUGAAUACGAAAUAUUAUGUGUUGCUGAUGAAUAA
Rotaria sordida is the source of this 429-nucleotide messenger RNA. The record is from the annotation of a GenBank genome assembly. NCBI's taxonomy places the organism in Eukaryota, Metazoa, Rotifera, Eurotatoria, Philodinida, Philodinidae.